AUGUGGAAAUUUAUUUUAUUGACUGUAAUCGUAUCUACCGUUGGUCAACGUGUGAUAAACACAGCUCAGGGCAAGCUGAGAGGUAUACCGAUGGAUGGAUACGUGUCAUACAGUGGUAUUCCUUAUGCCACAAUCAAUAGUUCUGCAGGGAGGUUUCAAAAAGGAGGUGUUGCGCCGACCUGGAGAGGGGUUCGAGAAUCGCAACAACGUCACUGCACGUUAAGCUCCAGGCCGGAAGAAUGUUUGCACUUGGAUGUCCACGUGCCUGCAAAAACUAAUUCUCCGUGGCCAGUACUAGUUUGGGUGAAAGGCGGGAGUGGCCAGUAUCAUCCGGGUAAACUAGUCGGGAAUGACAUAAUUGUUGUCAUUGUUAGUCAUAGAAUUGGCCCAAUCGGUUUUCUUGGAAUGAAUAACGAAAAAAUACCAGGAAACGCUGGAGUUAAAGACGUGAUUUUGGCUUUGCAAUGGGUUAGAGACAAUAUAGUCGCAUUCAAAGGUAAUCCGAACAAAGUCGUGGUCGCUGGACAGAGUUUUGGCGCAGCUAUGGUCGAAGCCUUGAUGCUGUCACCCAUAUCACAUAACUUAUAUCAUGGAGUUAUAUUGCAAAGCGGAAGCAUUAUGAGCCCUUGGGCGUUUAAUUACGACAUAAUAGAAAGGGCAACGGCUUUAGGCAAACUAAUCUCUAGUAGUGAUAACAUCUCCUCUAUUUUAAUAAACAGUGAUAUUGGAGAAUUAGUUUCAAAAUGUGAUAAAUUAGAUGCACCGUAUUUUCCAUUUGGGAUAAGCGUAGACAAAUCUUCUAAAAAUGAAGGGCGAUUACUAGGAGACGCACCGUUUGAAUUGCUUAAAAGAAAAGAUCGAUCGGUGCCUAUGAUGAUAGGGCACAAUAGCGAGGAAGCUUACGUAUUUGUGUCAAUGUUAAGACAAGCGAAUGUACGAAAAAAACUGGCUAAAGACUUGUCCUUUCUAUUACCAGAAGAAUUAAAGUUCAUGAAUGAGUGGGAACUGAAGCAGGUGUUCAAACAAAUUGAAGAUAUGUAUUUCAAAGAUAAUACAAGUUUGGCAGCUAUGUUAAUAUAUCACAGGGAUGCUUAUUUCGUAAAUCAUAUACAUAGAAGUGUGUCUCUGCACGCAUCAGCUUCCGAUCAUUCAGUGUAUUACUACCAGUUCUCUUACACGGGAAAUGCUGGAGUAAAGCCUGAGCCGGGAAUUGUGAAGAUGGGAGCAGCGCACUCCGACGAGUUGGCUUAUCUGUUCUCCAAUGAGGUCUUAGAUGGCGAGGAUGUGGCUGUACAACAGAGAAUGGUGCAACUAUGGUCCAAUUUUGUUAAAUAUUUAAAUCCUACUCCUCAACCCAGCGACUUGCCUCAUUGGGAGACAGUGAACCCUUCAAAUCCUCGAUUACUGGACAUCAGUACAGAGGUCGUGAUGAUGGAAUACCCUUAUAGGAAGGCUCAGAAAAUGUGGGAUGAAAUUUAUGAGAAGUUUUAUUAUUCGCGAAAUCGCAUUACAGCGAAAUGAAUCUUGUGUAUGAAAAUAAUACCUCCGAGUUACAAUCUAGGUAGUGCUAAACCAUGCGUAUGAUUUCAGCAUUUGCUUUAAUUUUUUAAUUUAAAGGUCAAUACUGCGACUGAGCUACUCUCGGCAUAUAUUACAUAUAUAUUAUAUAUUAUUAUACAUAUCCAUAUUAUCUGAUUGAUUUCGUAUUUGAGGAAAACGGCUAAUGGCGUAGGUCUCAACAAUGCCACACUUUUUCAACCGACUUUAAAAAGAAAGAGGCUCUACAUUCGGUUGAAUUAUUUGUUUAC
Galleria mellonella (greater wax moth) is the source of this 1808-nucleotide messenger RNA. RefSeq names its product cholinesterase-like. NCBI's taxonomy places the organism in Eukaryota, Metazoa, Arthropoda, Insecta, Lepidoptera, Pyralidae. The coding region runs from base 1 to 1521 and encodes 506 amino acids. The record is from RefSeq and is a predicted model, not a curated record. The transcript is spliced from 5 exons.